AUGUUUAUUACGCGAGCCCUGCAGAAGAUAUUGAACGACAAGGAGAUCAAGAAAUCACACAACAGUCAAGUGAGGAAAGCCUGCGAAUCGGCUCUGGAGGACAUAAAGAGGGAAUCGCAAGAAGUGCCCAAUGAGUCCAAAGAGGUGGAGGUGUCGUCAGCCCUCCCGGAGCCCAAGAAAGACAACGCCGUGUCCAUCGACGCCGAGAAGUAUUUCCUGCCCUUUGAACUCUCGUGUCAAUCAAAGUCACCGAAGAUUGUGGUGACGGCUUUGGACUGCAUUCAGAAACUCAUUGCUUACGGACACAUCACCGGCAAUCGAGUCGAUCCCAACAAUGCCGACAAACUUCUCAUUGACUCCAUUGUGGAGACCAUUUGCGGCUGUUUUCACGGCCCCAACACCGACGAUGGCGUUCAGCUACAGAUCAUUAAGGCGUUGCUCACAACCGUCACAUCCCAUUCCUGUCAGGUCCACGAGGGCAGCAUUUUGCUGGCUGUGCGCACCUGUUAUAACAUAUAUCUCGGUUCAAAGAACCUCAUCAAUCAAACCACGGCGAAGGCCACUCUCACUCAAAUGCUUAACGUUAUCUUCAGUCGAAUGGAAGCGCAAUAUGUGGACAAAAAGCCUUCAGAUUGUCCCCAAUUGGACAGCAAUACCAUUAAUGGCAACAUUGAGGACACGACUAGCAUUGCCGCCAAUGAUGACUCGACAUCCGUCGAGGCAGUGGUUGAAAGUGUUGUCAAUGAUAUGAUUGAUAGAGUAGUGAAUAUGACGACAAUGCCGUCCACUCUCUCGUCGUCUACACUCCCGUCUAUGUCUGUGAGCACAACAACUCUGGAAGAGAGCGGUGAGAGUGGAGACGGUUUGGACGUGUCUUCAAUGGGUGCUCGCAUUCCUUCCUCCGAAAGCAUCGAAACGACUGAUUCUUCGGCCAUAUCUAGUGAUACGAUUCACUUGAGUUUCACUCAUGUGCUACAAAAGGACGCAUUUUUAGUGUUCCGCUCGUUAUGUAAGCUAAGUAUGAAACCCCUUCCCGACGGACAUCCAGACCCCAAAUCACACGAACUUCGCUCUAAAAUUCUUUCGCUUCAACUUAUUUUAUCAAUACUUCAAAACUCUGGACCAGUGUUUCAAUCGAGUGAUAUGUUUGCGGUUGCGAUCAAACAAUACUUAUGUGUCGCUCUCUCUAAGAACGGCGUCUCAAAUGUUCCCGAAGUGUUUGAGCUCUCGUUGGCCAUCUUCUUAGCACUUCUGCACAAAUUCAAAGUUCACCUCAAAAUGCAAAUCGAAGUCUUCUUUAAGGAGAUAUUUUUGAACAUUUUGGAGACAAUCACGAGUUCUUUUGAGCACAAAUGGAUGGUUAUUCAGGCGCUGACCAGAAUCUGCGCCGACGCCCAGAGUGUUGUCGAUAUUUAUGUCAAUUAUGACUGUAAUCUCCAGUCAGAGAACGUAUUUCGAAGACUUGUCAACGACUUGUCGAAGAUAGCACAGGGAAGAGGACAUAUGUUAGACGCCAUUAUCAUUACCACCACUCAGGAGAGAAGUAUGAGAAUCAAAGGCUUGGAGUGUUUGGUAUCGAUUCUCAAAUGUAUGGUUGAGUGGAGUAAAGAUCUUUAUGUGAAUCCCAACCAAUUAGUGAAUUUGGGAAAUGAAAGAGUGGACAACAAUACUAAUAAAGACAAUACCAAUGCGAGUGAAGAAGCCAUUGAUGACAAUUUCAAUACGUCUAACACUGACACUAAGGGACAGUUAGAACUCGAUAGCCCUCAACAGUACGAAGAAGUGAAGCAUCAGAAAGACAUUAUAGAACACGGAAUCUCUUUGUUUAAUAUGAAGCCAAUGAAAGGAAUCGCUUUCCUUCAGGAGCACAACGUUAUAGACACGAGCGCUUCGAGUGUCGCACAACUGUUUCACACCAACGAAACGCUGGACAAGACACAAGUGGGGGAGUUCUUGGGCGACAUCGACCCCUUCAACAGGGAAGUCAUGUGCGCAUACGUCGAUCAGAUGGACUUCUCGGGCAAAGACUUUGUGUCAGCGCUUCGUUCAUUUCUGAUGGGCUUUCGACUGCCCGGAGAGGCUCAGAAGAUCGACAGACUUAUGGAGAAGUUUGCGGCGCGUUAUUGCGAGACUAACUUCAAUAAUGGUCUGUUCGCCAGCGCCGACACCGCCUAUGUGUUGGCCUAUUCUAUCAUUAUGUUGACGACAGACCUCCACAGCGUUCAAGUGAAGAACAAAAUUACUAAAAACCAAUACAUUGUUAUGAAUCGCGGAAUCAAUGACAGCAAGGAUUUGCCCGAAGAGUAUUUGUCUCAAAUAUACGAUGAGAUCGCCGGCAGUGAAAUCAAAAUGAAGGCCAAUAACACAAGUCGACGCAAAUUGGGUCGAGAGGUGGCGAGUGAGAAGACCCGCCGUAUCCUCUAUAACGUGGAGAUGGAGUCGAUGGCCGCCACAGCAAAGGCCUUAAUGGAGAGCGUAUCUCAUGUGGAAUCGCAGUUCACUUUAGCCAAACAUCACGAGCACGUGAGACCCAUGUUCAGGAUCGCUUGGACACCAUUUUUGGCCGCUUUUAGUGUCGGUCUCCAAGACUGCGAUGACCCAGAAAUUGCGUGUUUGUGUUUGGAUGGCAUCAGAUGUGCCAUAAGAAUAGCGUCAAUAUUCCAGAUGACUUUAGAGAGGGACGCAUACGUUCAGGCCUUAUCCCGGUUCACACUCUUGACCGCCACUUCCACUCCCAGCGAAAUGAAGAGCAAAAAUAUCGAUACAAUUAAAACACUGAUAACUGUUGCGCACACAGACGGCAACUAUUUGGGCAAAUCAUGGCUCGAAAUCUUGCGCUGUAUUUCUCAGCUUGAAUUAACUCAACUGAUAGGCACUGGAGUUAAGCCCCAACUCUUGAAUGCCGUGAACGGCACCCCAAACAGCACCUCUCAU
This is a messenger RNA of Oppiella nova, 2934 nucleotides long. The record is from the annotation of a GenBank genome assembly. NCBI's taxonomy places the organism in Eukaryota, Metazoa, Arthropoda, Arachnida, Sarcoptiformes, Oppiidae.